ACGUUAUCAUUUUCAUAUUCCUUGAUCAUUCAAGGGGAAUUCAAACAAUGUCCAUUGCAUUCAGUGUUGUACACGGACGUUGUCCCGGUGAUUUUUGGCGGACACAGGACGUCCGAAAGUCCAUGUCCGAGACUGUGUCCGCAGGACAGUUGGGACAUGGACCGAUAUUAGAUAUCUUUUGGCCAGAAUUAACAAGAGAUAUGGCCAGCAUUAAUGCGGACAAAAAGUCCCGGACAUAA
Molecule: messenger RNA, 239 nt
Organism: Funneliformis geosporum
Lineage: Eukaryota; Fungi; Glomeromycota; Glomeromycetes; Glomerales; Glomeraceae
Source: the annotation of a GenBank genome assembly